GACCCCCGCCACCACCCCUGGCCCUGCCAGCCGCCCUCCCUGGGCUGUGGACCCCUCAUUCGCGGAGCGCUAUGCCCCGGACAAGACGAGCACGGUGGUGAGCAAGCACAGCCAGCCAGCCACACCGACCCCCAUGCAGAACCGCAGCUCCAUUGUGCAGGCAGCACAGCAAGCCCCCGAGGGGCCCGGCCGCACACCGCUCUGCUACAAGUGCAACAAGCUCAUCAGGGGUCGCUACCUGGUGGCACUGGGACAUUAUUACCACCCUGAGGAGUUCACCUGCUGCCAGUGCAGGAAGGUGCUGGAUGAGGGUGGCUUCUUCGAGGAGAAAGGCUCCAUCUUCUGCCCCAAGUGCUACGACACGCGUUAUGCACCCAGCUGUGCCAAGUGCAAGAAGAAGAUCACAGGGGAAGUCAUGCAUGCACUGAAGAUGACCUGGCACGUGCAGUGCUUCACGUGCACUGCCUGCAAAACUCCCAUCCGCAACCGUGCCUUCUACAUGGAGGAGGGACAGCCCUACUGCGAGAGAGACUAUGAGAAGAUGUUUGGCACCAAGUGCCGUGGCUGCGACUUCAAGAUCGAUGCUGGGGACCGGUUCCUGGAGGCGUUGGGGUUCAGCUGGCAUGACACUUGCUUCGUCUGUGCGAUCUGCCAGACCAACCUGGAAGGGAAGACAUUCUACUCCAAGAAGGACAAGCCGCUCUGCAAGAGCCAUGCUUUCUCCCACGUGUGAGGGGUGGGAGUUCAGCUGCGCCCAUGUGUGUCCCUGGCCCUGCAUGCUCCUCUCCCCCCCACCCCUGCUGCCCCCAGGGAGCUGGGCUGGGCCCUCACCUUUUCCCCUUGCUCCUGCCUCUUUCCUGGCAGCUCCU
This is a messenger RNA of Nestor notabilis (Kea), 869 nucleotides long. RefSeq names its product PDZ and LIM domain 7 (enigma) (gene PDLIM7). NCBI's taxonomy places the organism in Eukaryota, Metazoa, Chordata, Aves, Psittaciformes, Psittacidae. Gene Ontology annotation, biological process: muscle structure development; actin cytoskeleton organization; heart development. Gene Ontology annotation, cellular component: filamentous actin; stress fiber; Z disc. The record is from RefSeq and is a predicted model, not a curated record. The annotation marks the transcript as partial. The transcript is spliced from 5 exons. Gene Ontology annotation, molecular function: muscle alpha-actinin binding; actin binding.